Messenger RNA from Pelagomonas calceolata, 2132 nucleotides. Lineage: Eukaryota; Pelagophyceae; Pelagomonadales; Pelagomonadaceae. The record is from the annotation of a GenBank genome assembly.
GAGCUCGAGACUUGUGCGUGGUGCGUUUGCGCGCUGUGCAGCUGUCGCAUCGAUCAUCUACUGACGCUGCCGAGGUCCGAAAGACAAUCAGGCAUAGCCGUGCGCAGCUCACUGCGAAAACGCUACGCAAAACCGUGCUCUACAGCCUGCACGAGGCUGCACGAGGCUGCUGACCUGUACGCCGUCGACGCGCGCUCUGUACAGCUGACCAGCUCAUCCCGCCUGAGUUCACAGCACGGCGCACACCCGGUGACUCCUACGCCAUCGACGACGCAUCAUGGAGCUCACCCACGUCUUCGGCUUAGCGUCCAUUGUCUUCUUACUAGCAGCUAUUUACGUGCUCCGAAGCGGCGACAAGGACGAACAACCAGUAAUAAAAAAGCGAGUCAAGAGAGAAGCCCCCAACGGCCGCGUCCAUAUCUACUUCGGCUCUCAAACGGGCACCGCCGAAGGCUACGCCAAGACCAUCGCGGACGAAGCGAAUAGAAGAGGUUUUGAUGCCGAGGUCAUCGACCUGGAAGAUUUUGAUGAUGACCACAUGACGGCGCCGCUCCAGCUCUUCGCCAUGGCGACCUAUGGGGAAGGCGAGCCGACGGACAACGCGCAUCAGUUCGUGGACUGGCUCAAGGCGUCGAAGGAUUCGGGGAUUUUGGAUGGCAAAAGAUUCGCGGUCUUUGGCCUCGGAAACAGGCAAUAUCAACAUUUCAAUUCCAUGGGCAAACUCACAGAUAAAUAUCUGGAGAAGGCCGGCGCGGAGCGCGUGCUGGAGGUGGGUCUUGGUGAUGAUGAUGCUGACCUCGAAGCUGAUUUCGAUCAAUGGCGGGAGAACCUCUGGUCGACCUUGGGAGUCGUGGAAGAGUCGGGAGACGUCCAGGCCUCCCUGAGAGUGGUGUACGGUACUACUCCGACAAAGCCGCUGCAGUCGUCGACGCAGUUUUACGGGAGCAAAGCCACGUUCACCGUAACAGCUAAAAGAGAAUUGAGGACACCUAAGGACGGCGGCUCGACGAUCCACGUCGAGUUCGCGACCGAGGCUCCGUACGAGACGGCCGAUAAUUUGAGUAUCUUACCUCGCAAUUGUAGUGAAGACGUCUCGAUGGUUGUGGACGCGUUGAGGCUCGGCGGGUCAAAACAGUUCUCGCUCGACACGGACGAGGACCGGGUCCCCUUCCCGUCGCCAGUUGCUAUUCACGACGCGCUGGCGCAGUACUGCGACCUGACGGCCUUUCCGAAGCGCGGCACUGUUGCCGCUCUCGUGCGAGCUGCUAUCCAAGCGGGCGCUUCACCAAGUGAUGCCCCGCCUUCUAUAGACCAGAAAGAUGUCUUUGGGAAGUGGGCCAAGGACGCGCCUACUUUAGCAAGGGCCGUGGCGAAGCUCAAGCCGUUAUUUUCUUCCGUCGAGGACACGACUUCCGUCUUCGCCACGCUCCUAGAAAAAGGGCCUAGGUUACAGCCCAGAGCCUACACGAUCUGCUCCUCGUCGAAGGCCGAUGCGGAGUUGCAUGUCGUUUGUGCCAUCGCCGAACUGCCGCAUAAGCAGAGAGGCGUCUGUAGCGCUUAUUUGGCCGAUUUACAAGUAGGCGACGUGGUACGAGGCGUCGUGAAGCCCUCGGCCUUCCGGGCGCCCAUCACGAAGGCGCCCGUCGUGUUGAUUGGGCCUGGUACUGGUAUUGCACCCUUCAGAGCUGUUCUGAGGGAGCGCGCCGCGGCGCUCAAGGGUAACGGAGCAUCGGGCGCCCCGUGGGGCCCCGCUCGCGUGUCCUCGGCCAUCCUCUACUUCGGUUGUAAAAGGAGAGACGAGGACCACUUAUAUAGGGACGAGAUGAGCGACUGGGACUGUACGUUACACCUCGCGUACUCUCGAGAGCAAAAACAUAAGGUGUAUGUGCAGGAUUUGAUGCGGAAGAAGAACAACAGUGAGGCGUUAGCUUCGGCCAUUAUUGAUGGCGGCGGCUCGGUCUAUGUCUGUGGUGGGACGAGCAUGGGAAGUGCCGUGCUGGAGGCCGUGAAAGACGCGCUGGAGGCGCGGCUGAAGGAUCGGGCGCAGGCGGAGAAGUACGUGCAAUCAAUGCAUGACGGAGGCAGAUAUGUGCAGGAGCUGUGGUCCUAGGAGUUUGCAUCGGAAUAACAGC